AUGUCUUAACGCCUUUCAAGGCUUAAGACAUUUUAUGUGUUCAAUGGGUGUUUUUCCUGUUGACCUGUAUAAUGUUUUAUAUCUAAAAUAAAUUUUUUAUCUUUCAAACAAGUAGAAGUCUUGAAAUCAUUUUCCGAAAAAUAUUCUACGUCAAAACAAACCGACUCUUAAUUUUUCAUUUUUUCCCUUAAUUGUAUGCAUAGUUUUGCACACGUCAGCUAAUAAACGCAUGCUGUCUUUUUCACAUGACUAAUAAAUGCCAACAUGUUAAGGAUUUAACGGAAGUCCAAGUCACAUGACCAAUUCCGUUCAAAUUAGGGCUUCUAUAGUGAAAGAUAAGACUUCCAGGGGUUUAAUUAGAUACGAUUAAAAGGAAACAUGCUUAAACUUAAAAUGCCAAAAUUUUUCAAACGGCUCUUCAUUGCAACCAUAACACCUCCGUCUACCAAUCCAUCAAGCUUUCUAGACCUGAAUCAAUUUUUGUUUUUAAGAUUUUCUCAGCAGCGAAUGGAACUCUUUUCAGUUUUUGUCCAAAUUUCUUGAUCUUGAAGCAAGAGUAUUUUGUGAUGGGUAUUUUACUAUUUCUCUCAUUUUCGUUUCAAUUUUCUUGGUAACCAAACAGGCUUUUUUCCUAAUUUAUCUAUUUAUUUUUGUUUUCUUUUCCUUUCCUUUGAGUUACUAUAAAUCUAUAUAUAUUUUUAAAAUUUUUUUUUUCCUUCUGACCUGGUUCAUUAGAUGGUUUAAUGUAGACAUUUUUUGUAACUCUCUGCUACUUAGUUGGGCAUAUAUGAUGAAUAUCUAUAUUAUAUUUUGAUUCAAUGCGUGCAUUUUAUUUAGUAUGAAAGUAAAGGUAUAUGGAGUGGAUUUUAAGGAGCUUCUGUUUCUCCUUUUUGCUGAUAAACUCCCUGAUUCAUAGCAACCCCAUCAAAUUCCUCCUUCAUGUAACCCUAUGCCUUUCAUAACCACUGUGACUGCCACCUUGUUGUAGAUAUGAAGAUGAUGAUAUCUGAUUUGAAAAUAUAGGGUGUAAAUUGUGUUUUUUUUUUUAAUACUAAUUUGUAAACUUUAUUUUAAUUCCAUACCACAUUUGCAUUGUUUUUGGCGAUUGGGGUGUUUUUGUUUUUGUUCAUUUUCCUGUGUGGGUUAACAAUGAAGCAAAAUGAAUAGGGUUUUGAAGUUCUGUAAUGGCAUUGGGUAGUAUCGCAAGUAAAUUAGCGAGGGAAAUUGGGAGUGUAGUGAAGAAGGCAGUAAGCUCAAACAGAGGAUGGUACAGCCCCCACAUGGCUGCGGCCUCAUGUGCCAUUGCUCAACGGCUUCCAUUGGUCGAUCUCAUUGUUGAGAUCAGAGAUGCCAGGAUUCCUUUAUCGUCUGAGUAUGAGCUGUUGAGAAUCGUUCCUCCUCCUUGUCCUCCUUCUAAGCGAAUUGUUGUCAUGAAUAAGAUGGACCUCACAAACCCAACCCAAAUAAAGGAAUGGAUGAGAUAUUUUGAGCAACAAAAGUGCAUUUCUUAUGGAGUCAAUUCCCAUAACAAGGACAGUGUCAAAGGGUUGCUUAACUUUAUACAAGCUCAAGCUAGGGAACUGAACAAAGCUGAUCAUCGUUUUAGUGAUGCCAUAACAGUAAUGCUAGUUGGGAUUCCUAAUGUUGGUAAAUCAGCACUCGCUAAUUCUUUGCAUCAGAUUGGGAGGAUUAGUGCUGCAGAGAAAGGUAAAUUGAAGCAUGCUUUGGUGAGUCCUCAGCCUGGAGAGACAAAAGAUAUCAGCAGCUUGAAGAUUGGUAGCCAUCCCAAUAUCUAUUUGUUGGAUACUCCUGGUAUUUUGCCUCCUACCAUUCAUGAUGCUGAGCGCUGCUCCAAGCUAGCAUUAACAGGAGCAAUUAGAGACAGUUUGAUUGGGCUAAAGGACCUUGCUCAAUAUUUUUUGGCUAUUCUCAACUUAAGUGACCAGUAUGAAAAGUGGGCAAAAUUAUCAACCAAUUGGGGUAAGGUGUCAAUUUUAGAGCACAAAGAAGAGCAUUCAAGUAGCUCUAAGUUGGAGAUGAGACAGAAAAGGCAAUAUCUAACGGAUCACACGCAGGACUUCAUGGUGCAUGAUGUUCGUCGGGCUCUUUUUGAUGCCAUUUCAUCUUUUGAUGGUAAUCUAGAGUGUGAGGACGAUAUGGUAAAACUUAUCGAGGCGCAGUUUGUAGCAUUAAGGGAGGCUUUUCAUGUUCAGGAAGAAAUAGAUCAAAAUGUUCAAGAUAAAGUUGCUGUCAAGUUGCUGAAUUUGUGUCGUACUGGGAGGCUUGGGCAUUAUACUCUGGACCCAGUUCCUGCAACACACUGAUUGUUUGUAAGCCAUACAUUAACAAAGUUAAUGUGUUCAUUUUGGGACAAACACCUCAUUUCAACUAUAUAUACAAAAAGAGUAACAUUAAAGUGGAUGAUG
Molecule: messenger RNA, 2426 nt
Organism: Theobroma umbraticum
Lineage: Eukaryota; Viridiplantae; Streptophyta; Magnoliopsida; Malvales; Malvaceae
Product: P-loop containing nucleoside triphosphate hydrolases superfamily protein
Biological process (GO): mitochondrial translation
Cellular component (GO): mitochondrion
Molecular function (GO): GTP binding; GTPase activity
Source: RefSeq, a predicted model, not a curated record